Molecule: messenger RNA, 1213 nt
Organism: Danio rerio (zebrafish)
Lineage: Eukaryota; Metazoa; Chordata; Actinopteri; Cypriniformes; Danionidae
Source: RefSeq, a predicted model, not a curated record
GAUGAGUGUUCUCGCGAAAGAGGUGUUAUCGCGAGACAAGAAGGAGAUGUUUUGAGUCUACAUGCGUCUGUUUUAUGACAACCUGGCAGCUCCGCCAUGGACUCGCAGUCAUCGAUUCUGGAGGAGAACUUGGAGAAGAUUUUGAGGGGUGAGGGUCUCGAGUUUGAUUCAGUCGCUGAACAAGUGGACCCAGUCACACUGAGGAAGAACGUGUGUUAUAUUGUCGGCGCAGUCAUUUUCAAUUCAAAGGAGGAAGUGUUGAUGGUACAGGAGGCAAAGAGAGAGUGUUACGGCAGAUGGUACCUCCCUGCGGGUCGCAUGGAGGAGUGUGAAAGCAUUCUAGAGGCACUGCAGAGGGAGGUCAGAGAGGAGGCGGGAAUCGACUGUCAGCCAAUCACACUGCUGCUGGUGCAAGAGCAAGGGCCCAGAUGGGUUCGCUUCAUCUUCCUUGCUGAGGAAACAGGGGGCUCUCUAAAGACAACUGCAGAAGCGGACGAUGAAUCUCUGCAAGCUCAUUGGUGGGAUCGCAAGUCUCCACUUCCCCUUCGUGCACAUGACAUACUGUCCCUCAUCGACGCUGGACUCAAAUAUCGCCGAAAUCCCUGGUUCCCAGUCACACAACCUGUUGACUUCCCCUGCCAUGUUGUCUGCCAAAGACUUUUCCUCACAUUCAUCUCCAGCAGAGCUGAUGCUCAUGACCGCCUGUGGCUGCUUAUGAGCAAUAAUAACACCAGUCAUCAUCCUCGUCUUCCUAUUGUUGUAUCUUUCAGAACAUACAUCUCGAAGGCUGUAAGCAAACUGAUUGAGGACUGCAUGCCUUCGUCGUACAUAAGCGUUCAUAUACGUGGCAUUUUGGGAGUGCAGCACAAUGGGAGAAUUCCAGGCAAAACUGAUGGGAUCUGCUUCAACACGCUUGUGCUACUGGAAAACACAGAGGAAGGCGCUGAAAUUGGCAGCCCGCCAUCAUUAGAAAGUGACUGUUACAGAUGGCAAGAAGUGACCAAUCAGGGUCUAAAAGCAAAGAUAAUAGAGAGGAUUAAAGAUAGGUCUGUUCUGCCGUUUCAAAGUCUAUAGUUUAACGCGCUGCAGAUCUGCGUGGAACCUGGAUCUUCUCCAUGAGCACUGCUGCUUUGACUCCAUAUGGAUUGUUAAAUGCAUUAUACAGGGUGGGCCAUUAUGUGGAAACACCUUAAUAAAAUGGGAAUAGUAGGUG